UUCUCUUCCAAGUGAAAUCCCCUUAAUGCUAAUGAACUAUGGUUCACCUAUAUAGAUUUGUUGAGGAUAAUUUUUCUAUUUAACUUAAAAAAUAAUGUUGUGAGUUAGAAAAUAAAUAUUUGAAUUUUAUAUAAUUUUAUUAUAUAAGAAGAGAGGAUAGUGUCAACCCAUUACUUGGGUAAAGGCUAAAGCAAUUCAUAACACAAAAAGUGCAUAUAUAUACUCAGCAAAGUAAUCUUUCUCAAACACUCUUCCGUGUCUCCCUCCCCAAAACUUGAGCCCAAGACAAAGGGCAACAUCACCCACCAACCUCUCUCUCUCUCUCCACCAUGCACCACCACCACCACCAUCCACACAUUUCUUCACCGAACACUGCACAGAAGAGACACAAGUUCUGCAUCAAUGACCACAUCGACAUUCUCAUCGAAAUCCUCAAACGCCUCGACGGCCGCUCACUUGGUGUCGCCGCCUGCGUUUGUCGCCUCUGGUGCACUAUUGCCCGCAAUGACUCUCUCUGGGAAGACCUCUGCUUUCGCCAUGUCUCUCCUCCUCCCUCCGGCGUACGUGCCGUUGUUGUCGCUCUCGGUGGCUACAAGAGGCUCUACAUGGUUUGUGUUCGUCCGGUACUGAGUCGACUCGGCCGACGGUUGAAACUCGGGGACUCUGACCGGGUGGGCAGAGUCUGGACUCGGGAUGAGGUGCAACUCUCUCUUUCUUUGUUCUGUAUUGACUAUUAUGAGAGGCUUGGGAGGCUCGGCGGCGGCGGCGGGGGUGGUGAUGCCUCUGCAUCGUCGCUCAUGUUCCUGUGCAAGCCCGUGAACGUCUGAGUUGUUGGAGUUUUUGUUGAGAUUUUCGUCUGUGGUGAAGCCGAACAAUAAGAAAAUUUAGAUUUUGAAGGAAAUCCAUUUACAGAGCUAGGAUACUAAUCUGUUUAUAAAUUUAUCUAUUUCCAAAAAGAAAAAUGCAAAAAUGAGAUAUUAUUAUUUUUAAUCUUC
Messenger RNA from Manihot esculenta (cassava), 995 nucleotides. Its product is annotated as F-box protein SNE. Gene Ontology annotation, biological process: regulation of gibberellic acid mediated signaling pathway; gibberellic acid mediated signaling pathway. Gene Ontology annotation, molecular function: protein binding. The record is from RefSeq and is a predicted model, not a curated record. Bases 330 to 827 code for a protein of 165 amino acids. Lineage: Eukaryota; Viridiplantae; Streptophyta; Magnoliopsida; Malpighiales; Euphorbiaceae. The transcript has a single exon. Gene Ontology annotation, cellular component: SCF ubiquitin ligase complex.